AUUUGCGUAGCCAAAAGUGCUGCAUAAAAAAGUUGUUUUGGUUCUAGUGCUACUUCCAUUAGGGGUAAGUGGAUGAAUGGAAAACCCACAUUUUCUGCUCUGAUUCAAGUAUAAAAAGGCUGAUCCUAUAAUCAGAUUUUUGCAUUGUGGCAUUGUGAGAGCUAGAGAACACUUGACUAAACUUCCAGUUUGUGAAUUGUGAACUUGUGAGGCACAAAAAAACAAAAAUGGAGGCUCCAAUGAAAUUCAUUUGCAUUCUGGGAUUGGUUGCAGUUAUAUGUACUAGCUGCCUUGAAAGGGUUGAUGGGGCUAGCGCAUGUGGAAAAACUAGCCCAGAUGAUGAGGCCAUCAAGCUUGCUCCUUGUGCAAGUGCUGCACAAGAUGCAAACGCUCCUGUUUCCAGUGGCUGCUGCCAGCAGGUGAAGAGAUUGGGCCAAAACCCUAGCUGCCUCUGUGCUGUUCUGCUCUCUGACACUGCCAAGAACUCUGGUGUCAAGGCUGAGGUUGCCAUUACCAUUCCCAAACGCUGCAACUUUGCCAACCGCCCUGUUGGCUACAAAUGUGGACCUUACACACUGCCAUGAGUGGACAUAAAGAGAAGGUGAAGGCUACUAGCAUCAGUAAAUAGGAGAUUACUGCUUGUGAUUUGGCAAUAAAAAGCUAGUAGCUUAUAAUUGUAGCAUGUAUGUAUUGUAUCCUUCUUGGAUAAUAAUAAUUAAAAAAACAUUAGUGCAAAUUUCAGUGUGACAAUUGCAUGUGUGUUAUCAAUAAUUGCGCAGAAACCCAAUAAUUAUUUUGCUAAAAAGGCAAGGAAUUUGUACCCCCCCGGUUACUGGGUGGGACCCAACAAGCGGUAUGUUCUAAGGUUUGAAAUGAAUGAUUGGACCAUUGGAGACAAACAUUCAUUGUAAACAUCAAAAUCAGAUGAUCCAUUUACUUUGUAAAAGCGUGGCUGAAGAAUCUCCAUCCAUCCACACCAGCAGCAGCAAGAAAUCUUCCUUAACGACCGUGGAAAGCAAAUAUCCUACCAGACAUGGGAUAAGGACUGCUUUUAACCUGUAAGGUCAUGUUUGGAUAGGGAAUAAUUAACCUCGACCCAAAAAUCAAAAGCAGAUUGAUAGAUAUAAAGAUAUAUAAUUCUGGUUGAUGGGCCACACUGUCUUUGAAGAGAGAUUUGUUAGUUUCUAGGACGUGGCACUAACUAUGGAAUCUAAAAUUUUGAGGUAAGGAGGAAACUGAAGGGCAAUGUCAUAAACAAGAACAACUUUUUUGACUGUUUUGAGGGCCAAAGGCAUAAAUCCAAACAUCCAUGUGUUUGUUUGACCAGGUCACGGGCGCAUAAGAAGAAGCAGUGUUCAACUAGGGCAUCAACAUGGAAAAUCCGAAAAAGAAAGAAGAGAGAAGAAAAAAUGGAUGAACCAAAAAAGAAUAAAAGACAUCUUAGACUUGUGCAGCAAGAGAGAACGUGAAGAUAGGGUAACAUUCUCUUAUCAGAUUUUAUAUUCCAACACUGUAAAUUAGAACCACACGUUUUGUAGUCCACAUACA
Prunus mume (Japanese apricot) is the source of this 1548-nucleotide messenger RNA. RefSeq names its product Bifunctional inhibitor/lipid-transfer protein/seed storage 2S albumin superfamily protein. The record is from RefSeq and is a predicted model, not a curated record. Gene Ontology annotation, molecular function: fatty acid binding. NCBI's taxonomy places the organism in Eukaryota, Viridiplantae, Streptophyta, Magnoliopsida, Rosales, Rosaceae. Gene Ontology annotation, biological process: systemic acquired resistance.